AUGGCGGAGAGCAUUGCUAUCUUCUAUGUCAAGCAAUUUGCAAUGACUAUGGUAAAAGUGUUUGGUCCACAGUACUUGAGAGCACCCAAUGCUCAGGACACUCAGAGGCUUUUGGAGAUGAACAAAACUCGAGGGUUUCUAGGUAUGCUCAGGUAUGUGGAUUGCAUGCAUUGGAAAUGGAGGAACUGCCCAAAGCAUGGCAUGGACAAUUCAAGGGUCGUGGGAAGGAUGACUAUCAUUCUUGAGGCAUUUGCCGAUCAUGAAACAUGGACUUGGCAUGCAUAUUUUGGGAUGCCUGGAUCUUGCAAUGACAUCAACGUGCUCGACCGGUCACCUCUGUUUGCCAAGUUAGCAAAUGAAGAAGCACCACCAGUGACCUUCGAAGCAAAUGGCCGCACAUACAGUAUGGGUACUAUCUUGCAGAUGGGAUCUACCCAAGGUGGAGUACAUUUGUCAAGCCGGUUGCAAAACCCGAAGUAUGUGCGGCUGUACAGUGGCUGA
This is a messenger RNA of Aegilops tauschii subsp. strangulata, 501 nucleotides long. RefSeq lists its product as uncharacterized. NCBI's taxonomy places the organism in Eukaryota, Viridiplantae, Streptophyta, Magnoliopsida, Poales, Poaceae. The record is from RefSeq and is a predicted model, not a curated record.